AUGAGGAUGAAAAGGAAAGGAAGUGAGUGUGACGAGUCCUCGAAAUUGACUGACAUUUUGAGAUCCAAUCAUGGGUCUCCGUCGUCCAAUUUUGAGACCCAUUAUUCGAUGGAAGAUUGUUCGAGGUUGAAGAAGAGGUGUAGAGAAAAUACUAAGAUAGACUCAGCUGGUUCCUACAAGAGUAGGGUGGCGGGUUUUGCCACUGCUCCUCCUUGUGGGACAUUGUCUCUGAUGACCGCGGGAAGAGGCCUAAAGAGGAAGAUAGGUUGCAUUGACGUGGCUACCCAGAUGGGGAGGAAGAACAAGAUUGAAGAUGAUUAUGUUACUAGGGUGACGAUCGGGAAAGGAAAGUAUGGAUCUGUUUCGUUGUGUAGGUCUCUUGUUGGCGGCGCGGAGUAUGCGUGUAAGACUCUGAAGAAGGGGGAUGAGACUGUUUACAGGGAGGUGGAGAUAAUGCAGCACUUGUCUGGGCAUCCUGGGGUUGUGACUCUGCUGGCAGUGUAUGAGGAAGCUGAUUGCUCUCAUCUGGUGAUGGAAUUGUGCUCUGGGGGAAGACUUGUCGACCAGAUGUUUAGGGAGGGCCCUUGUUCUGAACAGCGGGCUGCUAAUAUACUUAAGGAAGUGAUGUUGGUCAUCAAGUAUUGUCAUGAUAUGGGAGUUGUGCACAGCGAUAUCAAGUUUUUUUGUUAUCCUAUGCCUCAUUGUCUAGAAAUUUGCAUUGCAGGUCAGAACUUGACGGGUUUGGCUGGGAGCCCUGCAUAUGUUGCACCAGAAGUGUUGUUGGGUAGAUACUCAGAAAAGGCGGAUAUAUGGAGUGCUGGAGUGCUCCUGCAUGCUCUGUUGGUUGGUGUUCUUCCAUUUAAAGGGGAUUCACAAGAAGCAGUUUUUGAGGCUAUUAAGAAUUCCAAGCUAGAUUUCCAAACCGGGAUGUGGGAAUCAAUAUCUAAACCUGCACGAGAUCUUGUUGGGAGAAUGCUGACAAGGGAUAUUUCAGCAAGGAUAACAGCUGAUGAAGUACUUAGACAUCCAUGGAUAUCUUUCUACACAGAACGUACAUUGAAGAUCCUGCCCGUUGAAUCAAAGUUGAAGCACCAAAAUGGAGCUGCUUGCCACAACUUUGUUGCUGCACCUGAACCUAGGUUAGGAAGAAACAGGAUGGAUGAUGGGUUCCUUAAUGAGGUUUCAAGCCUUUCUUCAUCAUCUGAAAGUUGCAAUUCAUAA
This is a messenger RNA of Gastrolobium bilobum, 1221 nucleotides long. RefSeq names its product serine/threonine-protein kinase PEPKR2-like. Gene Ontology annotation, biological process: peptidyl-serine phosphorylation; intracellular signal transduction; protein autophosphorylation. Gene Ontology annotation, molecular function: calmodulin binding; ATP binding; calcium-dependent protein serine/threonine kinase activity. Bases 1 to 1221 code for a protein of 406 amino acids. The transcript has 3 exons. NCBI's taxonomy places the organism in Eukaryota, Viridiplantae, Streptophyta, Magnoliopsida, Fabales, Fabaceae. The record is from RefSeq and is a predicted model, not a curated record. Gene Ontology annotation, cellular component: nucleus; cytoplasm.